AUGUUAAAUAUUUGUCGUUAUGUUAAAUCAGUAAAUAAAUAUUUAUUAAUAAAUUCUCGUUAUUUAUCAAUAAGUAAAUCUGAUUUAGUUGAAUCAAGUCAAAAUAUUCAAGAAAUAUUAAAAACAACUAAGAAAAAUGAAUCAUCAUCAUUUUCCACAUGGCUUUAUAAUUCAUUAAAUAAAAUUCAUUCAGAAUAUCCUUCAACACAAAUAGCAACAUCAACAAAAGAAAUUUAUCAAUUAAAUUCAUCAAAAUUUAAUUCAAAAUUUAUUCAAUUAGAAGAUGAUAGAAAAAAGCAAACUGGAGAUUUCAAAGAAAAUAAUAUUAAUGAACAAUUAAUUAUUCUUCUUCGAUAUAUUCGUUAUUUAGAAAUAUCAUUUAUAUAUCGAUUUAUUACAUAUGAUAUUGAUAUUGCUUUAAAAGAGAUUUUAAAUUCAAUUAUUAAUCUUACAAAAGAUCAAAAUAAUUUAAAUAAAAAUUCAUUAUCAUUAAUAAGUGAAUUAACAUUUUUUGUUUAUUCUCUUUCAUCUUAUAAUUCAUUAUCGAAUGUUAAAUCUAUAUUAUCAUCAACAUCUAUUGUUAAUUAUUUAACAAAUUCCUUAUAUUCAAUAAUUCUAUCUGAUGAUCAAUCUUCAACAUUAUUAUUAGUUAAUCAAUUAUGUUUAGCACUUCAUUCAAUUAUUGAAAUACCUACAUCAUCAUCAUCAUCUAUUGAUUUAUGGUCUUCUAAUCUUUUAAAAUAUCUUUAUAAACAAAGAUCUUGUUCAUUAUCAAUAAUUAAAUAUUUAAUAUUAAUUCAACAUUCUUCGCCAAAUCAAAAUUCAACUGAAAUUCUCUCAUUAUUAAAUGAAUAUUUAAUUGAAAUUGGAAUUCAUCAAGAUAAUUUCAAUUCUAUUUGUCAAUUACUUAUUUUAAUAUCUUCAUAUAAUUAUUCACAUGAAUUAUUUCAAAGAGAAAUUUGUGAAAAAAUUCAAAAUUACUUAAAAAAAUCGAAUUUAGAAGGACGUGUUUUAUCAGAUGUUAAAUUAUGUUCUCGUUUAAUUUAUUAUUUAUGUUUAAAUGAUCCAACAAAUCGAUUUGAAAGUCGUUCAACUAUUGUUGAAUUAAGUCGAAAAUUAAAUGAUAAUAUUGAAAAAGAAAAAAUAUUUCCACAAUGGAUUGUUCAAGCACAACAUGGAAUGAUGCUUUCAAAUAUUUAUAAUUAUCGACUUCUUUUUUCUACUCUUCAACAUAAAUUUUUUCCACUUCUUUUUCGAGAUUUGGGUGUUUAUACAAAAUCAAUUCAACGUCAACUAUUUGAUAUUCAUUAUGCAUUAUCUAUUGAUCGACCUUCAUUUGAUACACCUUUACUCAAUUCUGAAAUGCUUUCUUUUGCUAAAAAAAUUUCUGAUCAAUAUCGAACAUCAAUUCGAGCACAACAGAAAACAUAUAAUCGAUUUUUAAACGAUUUAAAACAAGAAUUUAAUCAAAUUUAUGGUGAAAAUACAUGUAAAAUAAUUAAUACAGAUGAAAAUUAUCCUUAUAUACUUUUUGAUUUUUUAGAAGUAAAUUUACCAGAUACAGAUCAAUUACGAGUCAUUGGUAUUAAUACAAAACAAAGAAUUGCUAUUCUUCCAAUAUUAAAUUCAAUGUUAAUUAGACAACAAAGAUCAGAUGGAUCUUCAAUUCGUAUUUUUAGUGCACAUACAUCAAUGAGAUAUAGACUUAUUGUAAAAACUAAUUAUCAAGUCUUACCGAUUUUUCAUGGUGAAUAUCUUCGUGCAGUUCGUAAUAAUACAAUUCAAACUCUUUUUGAAACAAACUUAGCUUUAAAAACUAUUCCUCAUCAGUCAGAUAAAGAAGAUACAAUUGAUGUGUAA
This is a messenger RNA of Adineta steineri, 1860 nucleotides long. NCBI's taxonomy places the organism in Eukaryota, Metazoa, Rotifera, Eurotatoria, Adinetida, Adinetidae. The record is from the annotation of a GenBank genome assembly.